AUGGAUGGGGUCAAACCAGUGCAAACACCAAUGGCCACUUCGGCUCAACUAUCUCAAUCCACCGGCAAACCACAUGAGGAUGCUACUCUAUACCGCAGUACUGUUGGAGCAUUGCAGUACGCUACCCUAACAAGGCCGGACAUCUCUUACUUAGUAAACAAAGUAUGCAUAUUUUUAAAAGCCCCAACAGAUGACCAUUGGCAGGCAGUCAAGAGCAUUCUGCGAUAUCUCAAAGCCACUGUGUCGCAUGGUUUGCUUCUCUCUCGCAGUUCAUCCAAUCGCCUAAUGGCCUACAGUGAUGUAGAUUGGGCCGGAUGCAUUGAUGAUCGGAAAUCAACAGGUGGGUUCGCCAUUUUCAUGGGCGAAAAUCUAAUAUCAUGGUCUGCUCGAAAGCAACCUACCAUAGCUCAGUCUUCAACUGAGUUCAAGUAUUGA
Molecule: messenger RNA, 435 nt
Organism: Telopea speciosissima
Lineage: Eukaryota; Viridiplantae; Streptophyta; Magnoliopsida; Proteales; Proteaceae
Exons: 1
Coding region: 1-435 (144 amino acids)
Source: RefSeq, a predicted model, not a curated record